AUGUCUGUCCCCGCCUUCUCCGACAUUGCCAAGCCGGCCAACGAUCUCCUCAACAAGGACUUCUACCACCUCUCGGCCACCACCUUCGAGUUCAAGGAUACCGCCCCCAACGGCGUUGCCUUCAAGGUCACUGGCAAGUCCAGCCACGAGAAGGCCACCUCUGCUGCUAUUGAGGGAAAAUACACCGACAAGCCUACCGGUACGACACCGUCAUCUCUUUCAUCGUCGUCUUCUUUUUCACCAUCUCCGUCUCCGUCACCACCGCCCAUAUUCAAGCGCAAGCCCCCGCGCAGAAAAUCAAAUCUUCCCACCCUCAGCCUCUCGCGAAUCCUUGGGCCCGCAACCGGCUGGCCGAUCGGAUUCUCGACGCUGCUCCAACCCGGCUAUGCUCAGCUGCUAAUGUUCUACUCGCACGCAGGCCUGACCCUCACCCAGACCUGGAACACUGCCAACGCCCUCGACACCAAGAUCGAGGUCUCCGACUCCCUCGCCAAGGGCCUCAAGCUCGAGGGUCUCUUCAACUUCCUCCCUGCCACUGCUGCCAAGGGUGCUAAGUUCAACCUUCACUUCAAGCAGCCCGGCUUCCACGGCCGUGCCUUCUUCGACCUCCUCAAGGGCCCCGUUGCUAACGUCGAUGCCGUUGUCGGCCACGAGGGUUUCCUCGCCGGUGCCAGCGCUGGCUAUGAUGCCAACAAGGCUGCCCUGACUGCCUACAGCGCCGCCGUCGGCUACGCUGCUCCCCAGUACAGCGCUGCCAUCACUGCCUCUGACAACCUCAGCGUCUUCGCUGCCUCUUACUACCACAAGGUCAACUCCCAGGUCGAGGCCGGUGCCAAGGCUACCUGGAACUCCAAGACCGGCAACACUGUCGGCCUCGAGGUUGCCAGCAAGUACCGCAUCGACCCCGUCUCCUUCGCCAAGGUCAAGAUCAACGACCGGGGUAUUGCUGCCCUUGCCUACAACGUCCUCCUCCGCGAGGGUGUUACCCUGGGUCUCGGUGGCUCCUUCGACACCCAGAAGCUCGACCAGGCUACCCACAAGCUCGGUGCCAGCUUCACCUUCGAGGGUUAA
This is a messenger RNA of Fusarium keratoplasticum, 1071 nucleotides long. RefSeq lists its product as uncharacterized. The coding region runs from base 1 to 1071 and encodes 356 amino acids. The record is from RefSeq and is a predicted model, not a curated record. Gene Ontology annotation, cellular component: mitochondrial outer membrane. Gene Ontology annotation, biological process: monoatomic anion transmembrane transport. NCBI's taxonomy places the organism in Eukaryota, Fungi, Ascomycota, Sordariomycetes, Hypocreales, Nectriaceae. Gene Ontology annotation, molecular function: voltage-gated monoatomic anion channel activity. The transcript has 5 exons.